AUGCAAGACGCGCAUGAAUUUAUAAUCCUGCUACUUAGUUGGCUGCACGACGACUUGAAUGCUGUGACUACGACUGGAGAACUGCCUCCCCGACCGCCGGCGGAAGGCCUCCCGAACAUCAAGGCAGGCGAGGCGGCGUGGUGCGACUUCCAGCGGUACAACAGCUCGAUAGUGACGCAACUGUUUCACGGGCUGCAUAAGUCGACACUACUCUGCACCGGCUGCGGGUCCGAGUCGGUCACAUUUGAAACCUUCUCUCUGCUGUCGCUGCCGCUAGCGAUGGGCAAAAGCAAUCUGACUCAGUGUCUGGACGAGUACUUACGUGGCGACCUGAUCACGGACUGGACCUGUCCAAAGUGUCAGUGUCGGUGCGACGUCCACAAGAAGCUCGACCUCUGGUGGCUUCCACCCAUUGUCAUCCUCCACCUGAAGAGGUUCAGUUUCGCAGGCGGCACCGCGCGCAAGAACCACGCUCAGGUGACCUUCCCCCUGCGGGACCUCGACCUGAGUCGGCUGGCAGUUGGGUCGCACCCCAACACGUACAGGCUGGUCUACGACCUCUAUGGCGUGGUAGAGCACCACGGCAGUCAAGAUGGCGGCCACUACACAGCGUACAGCUUCAAUCAUCCCGCCGACAGCUGGUUCUUCAUGGAUGACUCUAAAGUGAGAGAGUGCUCUGCCGCCAGCGUUCGAGACGCCACCGCCUACCUUCUCUGCUACAGGGCCCGAGAGAGACACGCCCCUGAGGGAGUUUUCACUGGCGAUGAUGGUGCCAAGAGCACUGCCCCGGCGCACGGCGAGUGGCGAACCGCGCUGGCCGGCAGUAGCACGAUACGCGCUCCCCCACCCUCGCGGUGGCGGGGCGGGACCGCCAACAGCGCUGCCACGCGAUUUGACUCGGCACCCACGCGGACGGCUGACCUGGGACAUGGUGGAGGGUAGGGGCCAGAAGGAGGGAGGGGAAGUGAUGUGGUGACGGUGUGUGGGGUGACGAUAAUAUUAUGUUGCGCAGCUGGAUACAGCAUUUCGAAAAAUUGUCAUAACUUUUGAUCAUGG
Amphibalanus amphitrite is the source of this 1056-nucleotide messenger RNA. RefSeq names its product ubiquitin carboxyl-terminal hydrolase 15-like. Gene Ontology annotation, molecular function: cysteine-type deubiquitinase activity. The record is from RefSeq and is a predicted model, not a curated record. Lineage: Eukaryota; Metazoa; Arthropoda; Thecostraca; Balanomorpha; Balanidae. The transcript has a single exon. Gene Ontology annotation, biological process: protein deubiquitination. The coding region runs from base 1 to 942 and encodes 313 amino acids.